ACAAGGGAGGAAAGAGCUUAAAAGCUAAAAAGUUUUAGCUAAUAUAUAUCUGUUCCUAAAGAUAUUCGUGUGUUUUGCAAUAAUGAGUGCUUGAAAAAGUUUCUGCAAAUCUACUUGGUGUUUGGUCCUGCUAAAAAUUGGCUCUAGCCGCGGGAAUUAGCCUUGGACAUGGCUUUAAAUACAAACUUUCAUUUUGUUUGCUUAUCCAGAAGUCCGUGGUUGUUGUUUUUACUGCUAGAGAUAUCAAACCCUUUAAAUAUCAUUCAAACUCUACCCAACCCAACAGAUAUUAUUAAGGAGGGGGAAAAUACAACUCUACACUGUGAGACGGAUUCCCCCUGGUUCUUCUGUUUAUGGAAUUCCCCAGGAGAUGAUCGUCACUGUGCUAUACAGGAAUCAGCUCCUGUAAGUGUCUGCUCUGGAAACCCCGGUCUAGAACUUUCUGGAACAAAAACCGGUUGUAGUCUACAUAUAUCCGGUACAGGCCGGCACCAUCACGGCGACUGGCUCUGCCUGCUUAAUGAUAUCCAAGACUUCCAAACAGUGAGAAAGCAGAUUUACCUCUCUGUUGGAAGGAAGGCUGAUGUUAGUUGGGGUAGAGACUAUAGAGACGAAAUCCUUGUUCUAACUGAGGGUCAAGAGACCAACCUGACCUGCGUAGCCGAGGGGGCAAUCCCCGCCCCCUCCUUUAGUUGGCAGGGGGCGGUCAACCUAACCUCAGUGCCGGGGGGCAGGGGCGCAUCUUUAGGAGAAGAUGACCAGCACACUGUCUGGCAGACAGUACAGUACACAGCUAGGUUAAAUGAUACAGGUUUGAAUAUCACCUGUGUAGUGGACCAGGUGGUCAUGAGUAGUGGUCAGAUCAUGUACACGACAUACAGUACACUUACACUAGACAUCAAACCCAUUAUACCAUUGGGUCGAACAGUAUCAGAAAGGAUGAGUAUUCUGGCAGGUAUACUGGCCUCUGUUCUACUCCUACUUAUACUUCUGGCAAUAAUAAUAAUACUUAUCAUUGCAAGGAGUAGCAGAAAGUAUAAAGUAGUUGAGGAAGAUGAAUACUCGGAUCCAAUCUGGAAACCUAAACAUUUAAACCAGGAUAUGUUAGUGGCAGGGCAACAGAGAAAACCUCCGUUGCUAAAAUACUCCAGUAUGAUAGAUCACACUGAUCCUCUACUAUCCAGACCCAAUAAGAGGAUAGAAGAGGGGUAUGCCAGAACAGAUAAUCAGAUUAAUAGACACAUAUCCAGAUUUCCUGAGGUUGAUGAUGCAAGGUCAGCUCAGCCUCUAGAAUACAGAUUGCCAGGUAGAGAUCUCCAUGUAGAGGCACGUCAUCUUCUUGCUCCAGCUGCGCAUGACAAACAGAACGGUCACUUGAUCAAUCGGAACGGUCAGCUGUCCGUGCCACGUUUAGAUCACUGUUCUGAAUCCGAGAUUAGAUAUCUGGACUCAUUAAACGCAGAGUUCAGGAGAACUAGGUUUGAUCUGAGUGCGCGCGCUGACAAGGAAUCUCCGUGCACGGACACCCUCAGCUCCGGGUAUGCUACCACCAGGGUGAGCGUGGUGACCCCGACAUGUGAUGUGUCGACGUAUAGCAAGGAGUCCCCGACCUACCUGGACACCACGCUCGACAGCGGUUAUGUUACAAAAGAUAGACACCUAGACGAGACGAUCGACAGUGAUCUCACAGGGAAAAGUGAUCAGGGGGGUAGUGAAUGUGAUCAACCGAGUACAGACAACUAUGAUCAGUAUGAUAACACGGAUCAAUUUAACUCCCCUCUAAGCACAGACUUUGACUCUCCGAAUGAGACGAACUUGUUGUCAAUAGUGAACGAUCACUGUUCUCCGGUGGACUCCGCUCCUGCCGGAUGCAAUGAACUACUCCGUACUCCGUAUGGGAGAAACUCUGAGAUUCCUACGCGUGGUGCCGGGAGUACCGGGAGUACCAGACCUGGGAGUGGGUUCACAAUAUUUGAUUGCGAGCAGGGAUGUUUUAUCAGUGUAGAGGAGUAUAAUAAACUUUACGGACCCAGUGAUAAUUGAUACAAAAAAUAAGGAAAUAACAAUUUUUAUAUUUUUACACAAAUUAGUAACUAAUUAUCAAAUGUUUCAGUAAAAUAAGGCAUUUAACACAAGUUGCAACGUAUUUUCUGACGCCAUCAGAUUUAGUUGUUACAUGCAACAUUUUGUUGAAUGCAAUCCGUUCAAAAAUACAAAAUAUUUUUCAUUUCAACAUGUUUUCAAUGUAAAAUAAAAAACUACGUAACUGUUGAUGUAACGCUGUGAUGAUGUGAGUUAAUAAAAAAUAAUUUUA
Messenger RNA from Eurytemora carolleeae, 2314 nucleotides. RefSeq lists its product as uncharacterized. The coding region runs from base 169 to 2043 and encodes 624 amino acids. NCBI's taxonomy places the organism in Eukaryota, Metazoa, Arthropoda, Copepoda, Calanoida, Temoridae. The record is from RefSeq and is a predicted model, not a curated record. The transcript is spliced from 13 exons.